Molecule: messenger RNA, 597 nt
Organism: Sphaerulina musiva SO2202
Lineage: Eukaryota; Fungi; Ascomycota; Dothideomycetes; Mycosphaerellales; Mycosphaerellaceae
Exons: 1
Coding region: 1-597 (198 amino acids)
Source: RefSeq, a predicted model, not a curated record
AUGAUCUUUCAGUAUGCUCAACUAGGAACCGACACCAUCCGCUUGAUCCGCUUCCACCCUCGCAGUACCACAUCUGACCUGCACGUCACACUAGCGCACCAAGCCGGCUAUUCUGCUCAGGAUGUUCAUUACUCCGUUCUCUCCCACGAGCCUAUCUCGAGGCCAAGUGAGGAACAACAGAAGGCGAUCACGUUGAAUGGUCGAACAAGAAUGCUUGACGCGAAUGCCUGGUGCGCUCUCCACGCGGUAUGGAAAGACCACCAAGACCACCGACAACAAGAGGAUCAGCGGUUCUGGUUCGAAGCUCUCUGUGUCAAUCAUAAUGAUCUGUUUGAAGUCGAGGCGCAGAGACGUCAGUUGUCGAGCAUAUACGCUUCUGCGGAUCAAGUCUUGCUCUGGAUGAAAUCUGAUGAUGAGUCUAUUCAUGUUGAGGGAGAUUUGCUUAAGAGAGCAGGUAUCUAUGUUCUUCAGGCCAAGGACCGCGAAGCUCUGAGAGGUGCGAAGACGGUGCUACUUUUGACUGUCGAGGGACGACGUGUAGUAGAGAUUCCCAGCAACCGUCUAGAGGGUCCCGAUGGACCUCGGGGUUCGUUGUAA